This is a messenger RNA of Triticum dicoccoides, 1157 nucleotides long. RefSeq lists its product as uncharacterized. NCBI's taxonomy places the organism in Eukaryota, Viridiplantae, Streptophyta, Magnoliopsida, Poales, Poaceae. The transcript has 8 exons. The record is from RefSeq and is a predicted model, not a curated record. Bases 1 to 945 code for a protein of 314 amino acids.
AUGUCGGGCCGCAGAAGGGGAGCAGGGGAGGAGCUGCCGGAGGAGGAGGUGGUGCCAGUGGAGGACGCCGUGAAGAUGCUCGUGAAGCACCUCGUCAAUCUCGCUCUUCCGCGUGGGGCGGUCUUCGGCGCCACCCAGGGCGGGCGCUACGUGGCGCCGGACAAGCAACGCGCCGUCGCGCAGCAGGGAAUCGGGAGCAGCGGCACUAGCGCUGGCUUCAGGGCUGCAUGCGGGCUGAACUUCCUCGCGUCUUGUGCUACAGCCGAGCGCUUCGUCAAGCGCUCGCUUCCUUCUCUCUCCUGCCUUUACUCCCCUUCAGAUCAGAAUUUUGCUGAGGCACCACGUGGUAAUGAUGUAAUGAAGGAUGCUGCUUUGGAACGCCAAAUCAUGGAAGGUGGCGUCGCUGAGAAUAGCAAUGAUCAGAUUCGUGAUUCCAUGCUAGAGAUUCAGAAAAUACGGGAUUCUAUUCUUCGUAAGGAAUUCAUACUUCAAGAUGGAAGUGCUCAAUGUGAUAUGGACAUUCAGAAAAUUAAGACUGAAGAGAAGAUGACAACAGAAGUGUUGUCAAUAAUGGAGAAAUAUAAUGAACCUAACUCAAAUAUAAUGAAAGUUGCCAAUCUAACUUUCUCUGGCGAUGAUGGCAAAACCAAGAGCACUAAGAGGAUGGGAUUGAACUUGAAGGAGGCACUCGCCCAACGCGAUAAAUGCAUGGAGCUUGGUGAGAUCUGUUGUGGUUGUGAUUGGAUGGCCCCUAGAUACACAGUAGUACCGUCACCAGCAGAUGGAAUGCACGUUGGCGAAGUACGUUUGAAAUGCCCUGAUUUUGAGAUGAGCAUCACUGGCGAUCCUCGUCGGACCCCAUAUGAUGCCAGGUGCUUUGCAGCUGCCAAUAUGAUACUGGAGCUUGGCAAGAAGGUGCAGGAAAAAGAACAACAUGAUAACUGAUGCAAAGUUGCUAGCUGGAACUAGUAGGAGCCGGGGUCAAUAUUAGUAAAGGGUGAAAUAAAGCAACUUAGAUGUUUGUUGUUCUGAUGUAUGAAUGGUAUAAUUGUUUGUGUUGUAUGAGUUUGUACUGUAUUGCAUUGUGCAUGUGCGUGCUAUCCAUGUGCUCAAACCGAUUACUUUUACCAUUAUUUUAUUUGAGUUUUCCUUUGUUU